AAUAAAUCAAUGGGUUCAUAGCGGAAAAAAAUUGAAUAGUGAAAAAAGUGGACUUACAACAGCUCGUGCCGCCCUAUUUAAUCUCGACUGUUUGAGCGCGAUUACUUGUUUGGCACGCCGUGUCGUAGCAACUGUCUCUAUCUGCUUGUACUUCGGAUUUCUUUAAACGAUGGCUCUUCAUAUUCCAAAGGCUCCAGGAUUCAUGUCGAUGCUCAAAGAAGGUGCUAGGUAUUUCGAAGGUUUAGAGGAGGCAGUGUACCGUAAUAUUGAGGCAUGCUUGGGACUCUCAAAAUCUGUCCGGUCAACAUUUGGACCUUCUGGGCAGAACAAAAUUGUCAUAAAUCAUGUUGGUCGGUUGUUUGUGACGAACGAUGCAGCUACAAUAUUGAAGGAACUCGAAGUUGCACAUCCUGCUGCUAAAAUACUUGUUAUGGCAUCUCAACAACAAGAACAAGAGGCCGGAGAUGGCACCAAUAUUGUAUUUCAGCUUGCUGGAGCACUUUUAGAGCAGGCUCGAGAUCUUCUGAAAAUGGGUCUUUCAGUUGCUCAGGUCACCAGUGGAUACGAAAUGGGAUGCAAAAAGGCCUUGGAGAUUUUAAAUGAACUGGUGGUGGAAGACUUACCUGACGUGCGAUGUUAUGAAAAAGUUUUACGUGUUAUAAGGACAGCUGUUAUGAGUAAACAAGUUGAUCUUGCUGAUUUUUUGUCCGAACUUAUUACGAAAGCAUGCAUCGAGACUUUACCACAAAAAUCACAUUUCAAUGUUGAUAAUAUACGCGUAUUGAAAAUUUUGGGUGCUGGUGUCAAUCAAUCAAAAAUGAUUAAAGGAAUGGUGUUUCGACGGGAAACUGAAGGAGAGGUAAAGGAAGUUUUCAAUGGAAAAGUUGCAAUUUUCUCCUGCCCUGUUGAUGCUCUUCAAACAGAAACAAAAGGCACAGUUCUACUUACAUCUGCAGACGAACUCACUAAAUUCAGUAAAGGAGAGGAAGACCUCAUGGAAAAACACAUGCGUUCUCUUUCGGAUGCUGGAGUAAAAGUUAUUGUUAGUGGGGGCAAAGUUGGUGAACUGGCACUACAUUAUGCCAACAAAUUGAACAUGAUGGUAGUAAAGCUCAGUAGCAAGUUUGAUGUUCGACGUCUGUGUCAAGCAACUGGCGCUUCAGCUCUCCCUCAAUUAGUGACUCCUACCCCUGAAGAACUUGGACAUAUUAGUCAUGUUUAUUCAGACGAAAUAGCUGACGCAAAUGUGGUAAUCUUUGAACAAGACACACAUGAGGGAACUGUUGUUACUUUAUUGGUCCGAGGAAGUACUGAAAAUAUAAUGGAUGACGUUGAGCGUGCGAUUGACGAUGGUAUCAACACAUUCAAGUGCCUUACACGCAGCCCUAAGUUGGUUGCAGGUGCCGGAGCGACAGAAAUAGAGUUGGCUCGCCGUCUCGUAUCGUACGCUGGUACGGUGCCUGGUCUUGAACAAUAUGCUAUCAAAGCAUUCGCACGGGCAUUUGAAGUUGCGGUAAAAGUACUUGCCGAAAAUGCUGGACAGAAGAUAACCGAAAUAGUUGCUGUUUUGUACGCUAAACAUGAAUCUGGACAAAUAUAUACUGGUCUAGUCACUCAACCAAAUGGUAAAGUAUCUGUUGAUGAUUCUGUCAAAUUCGAAGUUUUGGAUCUCCAUCUUUUAAAACACUGGGCUAUCCGACUUGCAACAAACGCUGUGAACACUAUACUACGUGUCGAUCAAAUCAUUAUGGCACGCCCAGCUGGUGGACCGAAACCUCGUCAACCCGGAGCUGUGGAUGAAGAUUAAUUAAUAUCACAUUAGGUUUCUAACUGCAUUUGUUUGUACGGUUGGCUGCUCGAUUGUCUUAUUGUGUUCUGUAUUUCGAAUAAAAUAAUGUUUGACAAA
This is a messenger RNA of Schistosoma turkestanicum, 1906 nucleotides long. The record is from the annotation of a GenBank genome assembly. NCBI's taxonomy places the organism in Eukaryota, Metazoa, Platyhelminthes, Trematoda, Strigeidida, Schistosomatidae.